UGCUCAGUAAACCAAGCCAGGGUAACACAGUAUACAGCCCGCCCCGCCGCGGAGGUGCCGGUGAAGCCUAGGACCCGGCGAGUCUCCGCCCCGCCUUGCAGCCCGGGGUACACUUCAGGGGGUAUAGGGCCAAGCCAAGGAGGACGGGGACCCAGGGCUGUGCCGCUGUGUGCCUACCCCUCAUUCCCUGGCACCAGGGCAGCCCCAGGGUGUUUUUUUUUUCCUUGUCCCCGCCACCUCCUGGUCCCUGGCCCAACAUGAUACUGACCAAAGCCCAGUACGACGAGAUAGCCCAGUGCCUAGUGUCUGUGCCGCCCACCAGGCAGAGCCUGAGGAAGCUGAAGCAGAGGUUCCCCAGUCAAUCGCAGGCCACUCUGCUGAGCAUCUUCUCCCAGGAGUACCAGAAACAUAUUAAAAGAACACAUGCCAAACAUCAUACUUCGGAAGCGAUUGAAAGUUAUUACCAGAGGUACCUGAAUGGAGUGGUGAAAAAUGGAGCUGCCCCAGUGCUCCUGGAGCUGGCCAAUGAGGUGGACUAUGCACCCUCAUUAAUGGCUCGGCUUAUACUGGAGAGGUUUCUACAGGAACACAAGGAAACUCCACCCUCCAAGUCUGUUAUAAAUAGUAUGCUACGGGACCCUUCUCAGAUUCCAGAUGGAGUUCUAGCAAAUCAGGUCUAUCAGUGCAUUGUGAAUGACUGCUGUUAUGGACCACUGGUGGACUGCAUCAAGCAUGCCAUUGGUCAUGAGCAUGAGGUCCUGCUGAGAGACUUGCUUCUGGAGAAAAACCUGUCCUUCCUAGAUGAAGAUCAGCUCCGUGCAAAGGGAUAUGACAAAACACCAGACUUUAUUUUACAAGUUCCAGUUGCUGUAGAAGGGCACAUAAUUCACUGGAUUGAAAGCAAAGCCUCAUUUGGUGAUGAAUGUAGCCACCACGCCUACCUGCAUGACCAGUUCUGGAGCUACUGGAAUAGAUUUGGGCCAGGCUUAGUCAUCUAUUGGUACGGAUUUAUCCAGGAGCUGGACUGCAACCGGGAGAGGGGCAUCCUGCUCAAAGCCAGUUUCCCCACGGACAUUGUCACCUUAUGCCAUAGCAUAGCUUGACCCCGAAGAUCCUGGAAGAGGAGCUGGGAGGAAAAGUGCACUCACAGAUACCCAGUGUUGCAUUACCGUCAUGGAAUAAUCUAGCAUAAACCUGGAAAAGCUGAAGGCAAGAAGCUUGAAACGAACAUUUUGCGCCUACCUGCAGGGCUCCGGGAGACCUAGAUGGCAGCUGUGCUGUGUGCUUAUUUUGUCCAGUCUCUACGGCUUCCUGAGUUCUGUGACAUUAGGCCAAGCUGCAAAAAUAUACCUGAUGAGAAUUUCCUCUUUGUUUAAUGCUUAUUUGAACACCAAACAUUUUACACUUAAUCUCAUUUAAAAGCAUUAGUUACUUUGUAUCUAGAAACCACACUCAUGGACUGGGGUCCGAGAGGAGAGCACUGAAGCUUAGUGCCCCACUGAGAAGAGUUGCUCUUUAAACGUGGCUAGUUGUUGGGAUGUAUGUGAGCCACUAGUACUUUUAUGAGUAAAAUUUUUUAAAAACACAUUUCGUACCCUGCUUUGUAUAUGCGUUUUUACAUCACCAUAACUAUAUAACUAACACUCAAGUAAUUUAGGCAUUAGAAAUGUUCAGCUUUGAAUGAACUAAGUGUACCAGAAAUAAACCUAGGGCAAUUUUUAAAUAAGCAAAAUAAAGGAGAUUUUGUAUUUGUUCACUUUAAUUUAUUCACUUUUAUAUACUAUAAACCAGAUUUUAGUCUAAAGCAAAACAUCAAUAAAUUAAUAAUAAACCUAUCUUUUGAGAAGUUAAUCUGUACCCAAAUUGUAUUUAGUAAAAUAUGUGCUUCUAUGCUAACAAAAUAUAGUAACUUUUAUAAGAUUGAAUAGGUUAUUGUGGAAAUAUUAAUAACAAUGUAACUUCUGCAAACAACCUUAGGUUAUAUACAUUGCUUGGUUUUUUAAAAAAACUAAAUAUAUCCUUUGUACUUUGUUCAUUUUGCACCUAAGGAGGUUUGCAAAAAUCUGCCUGCUGUUUUGCCUUUCAAAGGAUACAUGUCAGGUCCAAACCUGUGGAUUUUAACGCUGUAGCGGGCUGCCUUAAAUCAAAAGAGAGUGGAAGAAGAUGAAAUGGUGAAGAUGUAUCAGGCAAACUUCUAUUUCAGUAUAAAAUUCAUCAGACAGGUUUUGUGAGUGACAUAGAAUGAUUUGAAACCAUUACUAUACUGCCUUGAUACACACACACUUUAAACAAAAAUGUUGUUAAAAGCAGGUUUCAUGGCCUGCUCUAAACUGCUUUUUCUUCUUUAGGAAUAAAUUACAUUUAUCUGCACAGAUGUUGAAAAUCCUGUUAAACCCUUGUCAAAGAUUUGUUUGUUUUACAUUAAACAAAUUUAUGAUGAGCGUGCACAAAUAAAUUAAAAAAUAAA
This is a messenger RNA of Lemur catta (Ring-tailed lemur), 2467 nucleotides long. RefSeq names its product CDAN1 interacting nuclease 1 (gene CDIN1). The record is from RefSeq and is a predicted model, not a curated record. Gene Ontology annotation, biological process: erythrocyte differentiation. Lineage: Eukaryota; Metazoa; Chordata; Mammalia; Primates; Lemuridae. Bases 258 to 1103 code for a protein of 281 amino acids. The transcript has 12 exons. Gene Ontology annotation, cellular component: nucleus; cytoplasm.